AUGCGGGGGAUCCACGCCCCGUCCCGGCUUCCCUUCAAAAACGUGGGUCCCUUCGAACUCGGAUCCCUUCGCAUGCGGUUCUCGUCGGACGCCGGGCCUCCUUCGAAGACGGGAUCCGUCGGACGCGGCUCCCUUCGAGCUCGGCUCCUUCCAGAUUCUUCUGCCGAAGACGUGCGGCCGGGAAGUUUCGUCUGCGGUGUUAUACGAACGUCACGAAAGACGUCCGGUUCGACAGACUCGGACGAACGCGAACGCGACCUCGAGGGACUCACCCGACGAGAGACGAAGCGAGACGACGAAGACGAAGAGUUGAGGGAGGGAAAACAGGCUAGGAAGGAGUUUGCGAACGGGAAGGAGAGCCAUGGCGAGGAUCGGGGCCUAAGGACGGGAAGAGCCUGGAGAGGAGAAAUCGGAUUGACGGAUACAUGA
Darwinula stevensoni is the source of this 429-nucleotide messenger RNA. The record is from the annotation of a GenBank genome assembly. Lineage: Eukaryota; Metazoa; Arthropoda; Ostracoda; Podocopida; Darwinulidae.